Messenger RNA from Saimiri boliviensis boliviensis (Bolivian squirrel monkey), 447 nucleotides. Lineage: Eukaryota; Metazoa; Chordata; Mammalia; Primates; Cebidae. The record is from RefSeq and is a predicted model, not a curated record.
AUGGCUUCAAGGUUACUUCGCGGAGCUGGAGCGCUGGCCGCGCAGGCCUUGAGGGCUUGCGGUCCCAAUGGUGCGGCCGCGGUGCGCUCCAUGGCCUCUCCAGGUGGUGUUCCUAGUGAUGACCACCAGGUGGCUGGGUUGGAGAGGGAGAUCAUGUUGUCUGCAAGAAAGGGACUGGACCCAUACAAUAUACUGCCCCCAAAGGGAGCUUCAGGCACUAAGGAAGACCCUAAUUUAGUUCCUUCUGUCACCAACAAGAGAACAGUGGGCUCUAUUUGUGAAGAGGAGAACAGUACCGUCAUCUGGUUUUGGUUGCACAAAGGCGAGGCCCAGCGAUGCCCUAGCUGUGGAGCCUAUUACAAGCCUUUUUUUUUUUUUUUUACACAGGAUAAAAAGGAUAAAAGAAAUAAUAUGAAAACAGGAGUUACAAUACUGUGUUGCACAUAG